AAGUAUGUCUAGGAAUCUAAGUACUUAUAGUGGUUGAAUCAAUUUUAUAAAUAUAGGUAUUUCUGCUAUAUAUUGAUAUGUUAUGGUUUUUGUUGGCCUGUUGGAUUUGUUAUUAGAGUCAAUUUUGUUUCGUAAUUAUGAUAUUCUAUUUCAAACCAGCGGAAAUUAUGACCUAGGACAAAGAACAAAAAAUAUCGCCAUGUUACCUGAUAAAUGUAAAUGCACUUCGCAUGUGCUGCUCAACCAGUUCGCUCUAGAGUGCCUUCUUUGGUGUCUGUCCUUUUGGUUGCUUCUGAAAUAUUUUGGUGUAGCAUUACAGUCAGGCUAUAUGUGAAUCGUCUGCACUAGUUGUGGUUAUAGCUGAGUUUAAGUCAGCUGCACUAUCCUUCUUUAAUCAGAACAUAAUUAAAAUUUAUGUAACAAGGUUAUAUUUAAUAAGAGAUAUGGAACAGAACAUAAUUGUCAUGAUCUUCCAACUCAUAUUGGCUAUUAUUUUAACUAGGAGCCCCAGACAUCUUUACUGUUCUUCCUUGGACUUGGUUUGAAUGCUUUCCACUUGGUUAUACGAGUUCUAUAGUAUAACAUGAAAGGAAAAUAUGGCUCCAUAUCUCAACCUACUGUCAUACAAGUUUCCAAUUUCCCCGUCAAGUUUCUGUGAAGAGCCCAAGGUUUCUUCUGUACUGUGUUCAAUGGAGUAUCCUGUGCACUCAUGCUGUAAAUUUAGUAAAACUUGCUUAGUUAUGAACAAGUGAUCGUGUUUGGUUCUUUUGCUAGGUCAAGCAAUUGCUCAUCCAUCCUUGAAAAACAAUGUGUUUGGUAGGUCCAAAAGCCUUUGCUGAUAUGUGCCAGGAAAAGCUGGCCCAUGUGGUUCACUUCAGUGGGCAAAAAGUUUACUUACUUGCCAGUUUGCCAUGGAUCCAAAUAAAUGCCAUAGGUCACAAGUGAAAUUUUGAUGCAAGUGAAAUCAGGAUCUUCAAGAUAGUGCACUCUUUGGGUUACAGAAAUGUGGGGUUUUGCACCAAAUGUUUGGGUGUCUGGGUUGGGGAGGAAGAGUCCUCCAAAUUGCUCCUCUUCCAAUGUUGCGUGUUCUGAUGAUGAGGCAUCCUCAUGCACAAGUAGAGAAGAAGGCCUGGAGUGCCCCAUAUGUUGGGAGUCCUUCAACAUAGUCGAGAACAUACCUUAUGUGCUAUGGUGUGGCCACACCAUGUGCAAGAACUGCAUCCUAGGCCUUCAGUGGGCUGUCAUCAAAGUUCCAACUGUGCCAAUCCAGCUACCAUUCUUCAUCUGUUGCCCCUGGUGCAAUCUCCUGUCACUUCGCAUACUUUACAAAGGGAACAUCAUAUUCCCACGCAAAAAUUACUUCCUCCUUUGGAUGGUUGAGGGGAUGAAUGGCGAGCGGGCAAGAUCACGGUCUGCUGUUCAAACUGAGCAACAUACGACAUGGCUCUCAACCAGCAGUAGGGCAAAUGGAAUUGCUGGUUAUUCAAACCCCAUUAGACGUCCCCUUCCACCACAGGUUGAUACUUCGUCCUCCAGUGCAAAUCAUGCCAACCAUGGGGCCCCUCUCCUGAAUGCAGAGAGGGUACAAGCUUCGCUGCACAAGUCGCUGUCAUUCUUGGUUCACCUGACUGCCAAAUUUCCUCUGGUGUUCAUCUUCCUCCUCAUAGUGCUCUAUGCGAUCCCUGCCAGCGCAGCAGUCUUGUUAUUGUACAUCCUUAUCACAGUGCUGUUUGCGCUUCCCUCAUUCUUGAUAUUAUAUUUUGCGUAUCCGAGCCUAGACUGGCUUGUUAGAGAAAUCUUUGCUUGAGAUUUCCUCACGAGGCAAAAUCUCAAUGCUGCUGUUGAAUCCAUGUAACUGAACUCUCUAGUAUUUGAUGUGUGUGUAAGUGCGAAUGUUAUUACAUAAGUUUUGACUUUGACUACA
Molecule: messenger RNA, 1924 nt
Organism: Phragmites australis (common reed)
Lineage: Eukaryota; Viridiplantae; Streptophyta; Magnoliopsida; Poales; Poaceae
Exons: 2
Coding region: 1004-1807 (267 amino acids)
Source: RefSeq, a predicted model, not a curated record